AUGGACUUCUUAAAAAAGAUUUCUGACAAACCAGGAGAAGAAGAGACGGAACCUGCAUUUAAGGCGAGUACAUUACGAACUUUUAAAUAUAUUGGAAAUGUGCACGGUGAUGAACCUGUGGGACGUGAGCUUCUUAUACUUUUGGCCAAUUGGUUGUGUGAUAACUAUUUGAAAGAUCCUUUGGUGGCCACAAUUGUGGUCGCAGGUUAUAUCCUUGAUAUUACUGUAGAUUUUGGACAAUGCGGCCACAGAUGUGGUUGCAGAAAUCUCAUAUUGACUAGAGAUAUGGCAAAAUUGAUUGUGGAGAAUGUGCACCUUCAUUUGCUUCCAUCAAUGAAUCCUGAUGGAUUUAGUUUAAGAAAGCGUGGUAAUGCUAAUAAUAUUGAUUUGAAUCGGGAUUUUCCUGACCAGUUUGUUUUUAUAAACGAUGAUGAGGAUUCCCGGCAGCCUGAAACAAGAGCAAUAAUGAAUUGGUUGAGAGAUAUACAAUUCACAGCAUCUGCCAGUUUGCAUGGGGGUGCACUUGUUGCAAAUUAUCCAUGGGAUGGUACCGAAGACAAAAGGACUAAGUACUAUGGGUGUCCUGAUGACGAUGCAUUUCGAUUCAUGGCAAGUAUCUAUAGUCACUCUCAUUAUAAUAUGUCUUCAAGCAAGGAAUUUCUCGGUGGAAUUACAAACGGAGCAGCAUGGUACCCUCUAUAUGGGGGAAUGCAAGAUUGGAACUAUAUACAUGCUGGUUGUUUUGAGUUGACCUUGGAAGUUAGUGAUAAUAAAUGGCCUAAUGCUACUGAGGGAACUCAAAAAAAGCAAGAAAAUCUUAAACCCCCAGAGAAACUUGGGAUGCAUUCUGACAUAAAUCAAGCAUUCAAUUUAAAGUUUCCAGUGUUAAAACAACUUCCUAUCCUUUGGAGAUACAACAAAAUGAGCUUGCUUAAUCUUGUGGCAAGCCUCGUGAAGACAGGAGUGCAUGGAAGGAUAUAUUCUUCAGGCGAUGGAAGGCCAUUACCAGGCUCUAUAACAGUCAGUGGAAUAAAUUACACAGUUAUAGCUGGAAAAACUUUUGGUGACUAUCAUCGCUUUCUUUCCCCAAGAGAUAAAUAUGAAGUAGUGGCAACCAUGCCUGGCUUCAAAUCAAAGAAUACAACUAUUUGGUUGGAUGAUGGACCUGUGACAUUGGAUUUUGUCCUUGAUCCUGUAGUCAGUGUCAAAGGGAGUGUACUACAGAAUAUAUAUGAUUGUGACUGUUACAGUAAAAGCACACAAGACUUUGUUCGGUUUCUUUGGGGAGCUCACUUCGAAGGUUUCUUUAUUUUGAUUGUCAUUUUAGGAUUUUUACUUCUAUUAUUUCAGAGGAGAGCAAAAGUCAAAUUUUCAACAAGCAGACCGUUAGCGGGGUCAAAAAGAACAAUUGAGUUCUUGAAAGGAAGAAAAUGGAAGUUAAAAGAACGUUGCUCAAGAUAUUCAAUUGUACAGGUGUGGAUACCUGGAGAAUCGCAUACCAAUAUAUUAACAGUAAGUUAA
Sphenostylis stenocarpa is the source of this 1521-nucleotide messenger RNA. Lineage: Eukaryota; Viridiplantae; Streptophyta; Magnoliopsida; Fabales; Fabaceae. The record is from the annotation of a GenBank genome assembly.